Molecule: messenger RNA, 993 nt
Organism: Plasmodium falciparum 3D7
Lineage: Eukaryota; Apicomplexa; Aconoidasida; Haemosporida; Plasmodiidae
Product: rifin
Exons: 2
Coding region: 1-993 (330 amino acids)
Source: RefSeq, a predicted model, not a curated record
AUGAAAGUCCAUUAUAUUAAUAUAUUAUUGUUUGCUCUUCCAUUAAAUAUAUUGGUAAGAUUAUGUAAUGUAGGUUCCCCCCACAAAAAUCCAUCCAUCACACCAAAAUUUCCACCAAAUACCAGGUUAUUAUGCGACUGUGAAUUAUAUUCACCUGCCAACUAUGAUAGUGAUCCCGAAAUGAAAGCAGUAAUGCAAGGUUUUGAUCGUCAAACAUCGCAACGUUUUGAAGAAUACAAUGAACGCUUGCUCGAAAACAAACAAAAAUGUAAAGAACAAUGCGAUAAAGAAAUACAAAAAAUUAUUUUAAAAGAUAAAUUGGAAAAAGAAUUGGCUGAAAAGUUUGUCACAUUACAAACAGAUAUAUCUAUCAAUGACAUACCCACAUGCGUUUGCGAAAAAUCUUUAGGGGACAAAGUAGAAAAAAGUUGUUUGAAAUGUGGAAAAAAUCUAGGAGGGUUUAUUCCAGGGUUGGGUUUGAUAGGUGGAACUGCUGUAUAUGCUGCAGCAGUAAAUGCUGCUACGAAAGCUGGAAUGAAAGCCGCUCUUGAUGAAUUAAAGAGUGUUAAUGGUCUUUUUCAAUUACUUGGGGAAAAUAUUAAAGAUUUGGUUACUGCAACAAAUUUUAAUUGUAAGGAUGCUCUCCUUAGAAGAAUUGAUACUAUAACAACUCCAUUAUGUAAAUCUGACGAAGCUGUCAAUAAUUUAUAUUGUUCAUUAAAAUCAGGUAAACAGCCAAUGGGAUUUAGUAAAAUAAAAAGUAAGAUAUCCAAUGCUGCGGAAUGGGCUGCUUCAGCUUCUGAUGAAGCCAAAGCAGAAGCAUUGAACGCAACAUUUACAUGGGAAACAUUUUUUUCGAGUCCUUUAGGAAUUUCUCUUCUUGUAACAGUAUGCAUAAUCAUUAUACUAUCAAUUAUUUAUUUAAUUUUACGAUAUCGACGAAAAAAAAAAAUGAAGAAAAAACUCCAAUAUAUAAAAUUAUUAGAAGAAUAA